Molecule: messenger RNA, 2166 nt
Organism: Salmo salar (Atlantic salmon)
Lineage: Eukaryota; Metazoa; Chordata; Actinopteri; Salmoniformes; Salmonidae
Source: RefSeq, a predicted model, not a curated record
AUGGGAGAUGUUCAUGGGCAGAUCAUUGUAGUUCAGAUGUCCUUGACAGUGUCAUCAACAAAACUGAUUGAAUGUUCAACCAAGUAUUUUUCUCCAGAGUCUGUGAGGCUUGUGGAUGGAGCUGGUCUCUGCUCUGGGAGAGUGGAGGUGAAGUCCAAUCAGUCCUGGGCCUCAGUGUGUGAAGCUGACUUUGACCGGCAGGAUGCAGAGGUAGUCUGUGGGGAGCUUGGCUGUGGGGCUCCUGCAGCUCUACAGGGGGGGCUCUAUGGAGAAGGUGGGGGUCAGACCUGGGAUAAAGAGUUCCAGUGUAAAGGCAAAGAGUCCCUUCUCCUGGACUGUGACACCUCAGACAGAGAAAACAACACCUGUCUACCUGGUAAUGCUGUUGGACUCACCUGCUCAGAGCAUGAUGAUGUGAGGCUGGUGGGAGGAGGCAGUCGCUGUGCUGGUGGAGUGGAGCGGUACCACCAGGGAGAGUGGAGGAUUGUGGGAACUGAUGACUGGGACCAGGAGGAUGUAGCUGCAGUAGUGUGUAGACAGCUGGGUUGUGGCUCCACUAUUUCAGUUCUACCUGGAAAUACCACUAGAGGGUUUAGAGUUGACUGUUCUGGAUCUGAGUCUGUACUGAGGGAGUGUAGAAGAAGAUAUGAUCUCUAUUCUGGACUCUCAGUGAUCUGCUCAGAUCUCCUGGUCCAGCCUGAUAUCUCCCUGACUGACUCAAUGGGAGGGGUCUCCAGGGGCCACCAGGGGUCCGAGGUGUUCAGGGGCUACAGCUUCACCAUCACCUGCUCCACUCAGCCACAGUACCCAGGAGGCUCCUUCCUCCUCACGUUCACCGGCUCCAACAGAACCCAGACCCAGCCAGCUGUCAAUCACUCUGCUGCCUUCCUCUUCCCUGCUGCAGAUGACUCCCACCAAGGGAACUACAGAUGUGUUUAUGACAAUCAUGUUUUCUCUCAUGACUUCUCCUCUGAGAGUGAGCUCCUCUCCCUCACCAUCACAGCCUCUCCUCUGCCAGCCUUCAUCAUCAGACACGUUGUAGUGCUGCUGAUCCUACUGACAGCCAUCACCACCUUAUACCUGUACUACAAGCCCACCAGGAGGCAGAAGAGAGUGAACAGGGUGAGCAGCAUGGAUCUUUAUGUCAAUGCCAUGGAGAUGGUCUCUCUGAGCUCCAGAGCUGAAGCUGGACCGGGAGAGGAGAGAGCAGCCCAGGGGACGGAGUAGGAGUAGAAUGAAGCUGACCCUACAUGCUGAUCUUAGGUCAGUUUUGUGUUUUAAAUGGAUGGUCAGCAGUGGACUGGUGUUUAAAAUGUGGAGACAAACCUGAAGUGGUUGUAAUUUUAAUAACAAGUUCAGAAUUAGUUUCUCUUUCUAGAACCUUGGAAGAAAUCUAAAAGGAGUGACUGCAACCACCAUUAUUCCUUUUAGUUUGGUUUUACCACCAGAGAAACAUGGGGUUUUGGGUAACAUGGGGUUUUGGGUAACAUGGGGUUUUGGGUAACAUGGGGUUUUGGGUAACAUGGGGUUUUGGGUAACAUGGGGUUUUGUGGGUAACAUGGGGUUUUGUGGGUAACAUGGGGUUUUGAUUAGUUUAAGAGAGUAGCUUAAUUACGUCUGUUUUGUGUUCCAGAAUGUAUUACUUUUAACUUUUGUCUUCAUGUCUAUCUAUUUAUCUUAGAUUCUUCAUCUUAUUUAGUGUCUUAGAUUCUUUAUCUUAUUUAGUGUCUCUUAGAUUCUUUAUCUUAUUUAGUGUCUCUUAGAUUCUUUAUCUUAUUUAGUGUCUCUUAGAUUCUUUAUCUUAUUUAGUGUCUCUUAGAUUCUUUAUCUUAUUUAGUGUCUCUUAGAUUCUUUAUCUUAUUUAGUGUCUCUUAGAUUCUUUAUCUUGAAGUGUUUCCAUUAUUAGUCCAUGUAUUAUUAUAAUCAUCUGGUCAUUCUUUGUAUUUAAAAAAAAAAUUAAUAAAGGGGUUUGUUGUUGUUUACCUCUCAUGAUGUUAUUAAUUAUAAAUGUUAUGAUAUUGAUUAUGAUGUAGAUUAUUGUUAUGAUGUUGUUAGUAUUAUAUAGAUAAUGAUGUUAUUGAUUAUGAAGUAGAUUAUUGUUAUGAUGUUUCUCUCUAAACUGCCAUGUAAUCAACUGAAUGCUUUUAAUAAAAUGACAGGCUGUCA